Messenger RNA from Lindgomyces ingoldianus, 426 nucleotides. RefSeq lists its product as uncharacterized. Lineage: Eukaryota; Fungi; Ascomycota; Dothideomycetes; Pleosporales; Lindgomycetaceae. The record is from RefSeq and is a predicted model, not a curated record. The coding region runs from base 1 to 426 and encodes 141 amino acids. The transcript has 6 exons.
AUGGACCAAAAAUGCGCGCAAGGGUACGGCAAGCGGCAACAAGGCAAUACGAAAGCUCGCAACGGUGCGGAUUGGCAACAUACGCGGAUUACCCAUUCUUGGGAGAUUUGGAAUGGGGAGCUUUCUGUUUCCGUUCCUCUCUUACUUUAUUCGGCUACCCUCUGGAUCCUCCGCCUUUCCCCUCACAAGAUAUCUAUCCUCCGCUUUGUGGGGAAGGAAUUAACAACCCUUCCAACGGGCCGUACUAUAUACGAACGUACCGAGUUCGUGAGCCGCACUGAAGUUUGUAUAGGGAUUCUAGAGGACAGGAAGCGUGAAGCGCAGAAGGGGGUACAGGAUAGUAUUGAUAGACGAAUCCUUGAGGAGACUCAGGGGUUCGCUGGGCCGAGGGCUCUCCGGGGAGAGUCCGAGGCAUGUCCAAGUUGA